This is a messenger RNA of Fonsecaea erecta, 1095 nucleotides long. RefSeq lists its product as hypothetical. The record is from RefSeq and is a predicted model, not a curated record. Gene Ontology annotation, molecular function: dioxygenase activity. Lineage: Eukaryota; Fungi; Ascomycota; Eurotiomycetes; Chaetothyriales; Herpotrichiellaceae. The transcript is spliced from 5 exons. Bases 1 to 1095 code for a protein of 364 amino acids.
AUGGCAACCGAGACAAUCACGCGUCCAGCGUUUCUGUCCUUACCGAAAUGGAACCAGGUUCCGGAAACCAAACAUGAAUUGGACUGGGCCGAUUUGGUGACCCUAGACCUCAGCAAGUUUGACCAGCCUGGCGGUAAACAAGAGUUGGCAUCUCAGCUCUUUGAUGCCGUGAAUCGGAUAGGUUUCUUCUACAUUAUCAAUUUCGGCCUCUCGCAGGAGGAGGUCGACCGCCAAUUCAGCCUGUGCAAGCAGGUCUUCAACCUCCCAACGGAGGAGAAGAUCAAGUACCGUGCCGACCUCGAGCACGGAGGCUACAACGGCUACAAGCCCCUGGGCAUCCGCGAGAUUAAGAACGGCGUCAAGGACAACACGGAGAUCUACAACAUCCCCAAGUUCAUCCCCCAGUACGAGCGGGCGCACCCGGCCAUCAUCCAGGAACACUGGGACGAGAUCCAGUACUUUGCCACGCACAUUCACUCCCAGAUCGUGCGCAAGCUGCUCGUGUUGUUCGCGCUGGUGCUCGAGUUGCCCGAGGAUUACUUUUUGAAGAUCCAUCGCUAUGACGAGAAGAGUGAUUGCCACUUCCGUUAUAUGAAGUACCACCGCCGGUCGCCGGAGGUCAAUAAACAGCUCGAUAACGUCUGGGUCAAGGGACAUACCGACUUUGGGAGUUUAACCCUGCUUUUUCGACAACCCGUGGCCGCCCUGCAGGUGCGCACGCCCGAGGGCGAGUGGAAAUACGUCAAGCCGUACCCGGAGAGCAUCACGGUCAACAUCGCCGACGUGCUGCAGUUCCUGACCAACGGGUUCCUGAAGUCCAGCAUCCACCGCGUCGUGGCGCCACCGGCGGACCAGGCCGACGUCGACCGCCACGGUGUCCUGUACUUUGUCCGGCCCGAGGACGACACCGAGCUGGUGCCCAUCCAGGGCAGCCCCGUGCUGGAGCGCCUUGGGUACGACAAGGCCCUGGACCCGGCGACCGUCGGGUUGACCGCUGGCGAGUGGGUGAAGGCGCGGGUCGCGAAGAACGUCAGUCGCGUUGGCAAGGAGGAGGAGAGUAUCAUUAAAGGUGUCAAGGCUCGGUACUAUGACUGA